GCGCAUUGGUGUUUAAUUGCUCCAGCCAUGCAGCGCGCGCUGGUCUUUACUACUCUCAGCGGAUUUGCUCUUCGGAAAAAACUUUGCUCUCUGACUCUCCGUCAGACUGCAGCCAUGUCUACGCUUCUUAUCAACCAGCCGAAGUAUUCUUGGCUGAAAGAACUGGGUCUGAGCGAAGACAACGAUGGCGUGUACAACGGGACGUGGGGAGGUAAAGGAGAGGUGGUCACAUCAUACUGUCCUGCCAACAAUGAGCCCAUCGCCAGAGUCCGACAGGCUACCCUGGCUGAAUAUGAAGAAACUGUACAGAAGGCACGAGAGGCGUGGAAGGUUUGGGCAGAUGUCCCUGCUCCAAAAAGAGGGGAGAUUGUAAGACAGAUUGGAGAUGCCCUGAGGAAAAAGAUCAAAGUUCUUGGCAGCUUGGUGUCUCUGGAGAUGGGGAAGAUCUACGUGGAGGGGGUCGGUGAGGUGCAGGAGUAUGUCGAUGUGUGUGACUACGCUGUCGGACUCUCCCGUAUGAUUGGCGGUCCAGUUCUACCCUCUGAAAGACCAGGCCAUGCCCUGAUUGAGCAGUGGAACCCUGUGGGUCUGGUGGGCAUCAUCACUGCCUUUAACUUCCCUGUAGCGGUGUACGGCUGGAACAAUGCUAUUGCUCUGAUCUGUGGCAACGUCUGCCUCUGGAAAGGAGCCCCGACCACGCCUCUCACCAGUGUAGCAGUGACUAAAAUUGUUGCUGAGGUGUUGGAGCAGAAUAAGCUUCCUGGUGCUAUCUGCUCUAUGACAUGUGGUGGAGCUGACAUUGGCACAGCACUCGCUAAAGACGAGCGGGUCGACCUCGUGUCUUUCACUGGCAGCACUCACGUGGGCAAACAGGUGGCUCUGAUGGUGCAGGAGCGGUUUGGUCGACAGUUGCUAGAGCUGGGAGGGAACAAUGCCAUCAUCGUUUUUGAGGAUGCUGACCUUAACCUGGUAGUGCCUUCAGCUCUCUUUGCCUCUGUGGGAACUGCAGGUCAGCGCUGUACCACUACUAGGAGACUGAUGCUGCACGAGAGUGUUCAUGACGAGGUCGUGGAAAGGUUAAUCAAAGCCUACAAGCAAAUCCGCAUUGGAGACCCCUGGGAUCCUAGUACUCUGUAUGGUCCCCUGCACACCAAGCAAGCGGUGGACCAGUACCUGGCAGCCAUAGAGCAGGCCAAGCAGCAGGGCGGCACUCUGGUUUGUGGUGGAAAGGUCAUGGAUCGCCCCGGUAACUACGUGGAGCCUACCAUCUUCACUGGUCUCCCACACGAUGCCCCCAUCGUUCACACAGAAACCUUUGUGCCCAUUCUCUAUGUGAUCAAAUUCAAGACGGAAGAGGAGGCAUUUGCCUGGAAUAAUGAAGUCAAGCAGGGUCUUUCCAGCAGCAUCUUCACAAAAGACAUGGGCAGAGUGUUCCGCUGGCUGGGACCUAAAGGCUCAGACUGUGGCAUUGUUAAUGUCAACAUUCCAACCAGUGGAGCUGAAAUUGGAGGAGCCUUCGGAGGGGAAAAGCACACAGGAGGAGGACGUGAGUCAGGCAGCGACUCAUGGAAGCAGUAUAUGAGGAGGUCCACGUGCACCAUCAACUACAGCAAGGACCUCCCACUGGCACAAGGAAUCAAGUUUGAGUGAACUGUAAUUAAGUAAUACGGUUACCAUGAAAAAAAAGAAAACGA
This is a messenger RNA of Pangasianodon hypophthalmus (striped catfish), 1694 nucleotides long. It is a transcript of the gene aldh7a1, whose product is annotated as aldehyde dehydrogenase 7 family, member A1. NCBI's taxonomy places the organism in Eukaryota, Metazoa, Chordata, Actinopteri, Siluriformes, Pangasiidae. The transcript is spliced from 18 exons. Gene Ontology annotation, molecular function: aldehyde dehydrogenase (NAD+) activity. The coding region runs from base 28 to 1650 and encodes 540 amino acids. The record is from RefSeq and is a predicted model, not a curated record.